AUGGUAAUCGCCAUGACCUGGCACAAGCCCGAUAACGUCGCCGGCUCAUCGGCGCCGGCUAUCAUGAUAGGGUUAUUCGUCGCGACAGGAGGUCUCUUGUUUGGUUAUGAUACGGGUACAAUAUCGGGAGUGGUGGCAAUGCGUGCCUUUCGCGAACAAUUCUCAACGGGUUACGUUGAUCCUUCCGACAAUGAAUUAUCCAUCACGCCGAGUCAAUCCGCUCAAAUCGUUGCAAUCUUGAGUGCUGGAACAUUCUUCGGAGCAUUACUUGCUGCGCCCAUGGGCGAUAAAAUUGGUCGACGGAUAUCUCUCAUCAUUUCUGUCGGUAUAUUCUGUAUUGGGGUGGCACUUCAGACUGCUGCAAUGCAGAUUCCGAUGCUUAUUGCUGGAAGAUUCUUUGCGGGUCUAGGCGUUGGAAUUAUUUCUGUUCUCGUUCCUCUGUAUCAAUCAGAGAUGUCACCGAAAUGGAUUCGCGGAACUCUUGUAUGCACAUAUCAACUUGCCAUCACUUGUGGGCUUCUUCUCGCCGCCGUCGUCAACAUAUUUACCCAAAGUAUUGAUGGGCCAAAAGCUUUUCGAAUUCCUCUUGCAAUACAAUUCGUUUGGGCAGGCAUUCUCUUCCUCGGCCUUGCUUUAUUACCCGAAACACCUCGCUAUCUCAUCAAACGUGGUCAACAUCAGGCAGCUGCUUCAUCUUUAAGUCGCCUUCGUCGCCUUGACAUAACGCAUCCUGCUUUGAUAGAAGAAUUGGCGGAGAUUGAAGCGAACCAUGAAUAUGAGUUGAGUUUAGGUUCUUCAUCAUAUAAAGAUAUUUUCCUCGGCUCGCCGCAUUUAGGUCGUCGACUUCUAACCGGUUGCGUUCUACAAAUGCUUCAGCAGUUGACUGGUUGUAACUUUAUCUUCUACUAUGGUACGACUUUCUUCAAGAAUGUCGGAAUUUCGUCACCUUACGUAAUUCAACUUAUUUCAAACAUAGUCAAUACUGUCUCAACCAUUCCUGGAAUGUUUCUAGUCGAAUCACUAGGUCGUCGUCGUCUUCUUAUGCUAGGUGCAGCAGGAAUGGCAGUUUGUCAUUUCUUGAUUGCAUCGGUUGGAACUGCAGCACACGAAGAAGCGAGAGCAGUGAAUUUAGUAAUUAUUGUAUUUGUUUGCCUAUUCAUCUUCUUUUUUGCUUCAUCUUGGGGACCAGUCGUUUGGGUCGUCACAUCAGAAAUCUUCCCAUUGAAGGUUCGAGCCAAGUCCAUGUCGAUCUCCACCGCUUCGAAUUGGCUUCUCAAUUUCGCCAUCGCUUACAGCGUUCCAUAUAUGACCAGCAGCGGACCUGGUUAUGCAAAUCUUCAAGCAAAGAUAUUCUUUCUUUGGGCUUGCUUUUGUGUAAUCGCGUUUGCAUUCGUAUGGGGGAUGGUAUACGAAACAAGCAAAAUCAGUCUUGAGCAGAUUGACGAGUUAUAUGAACGAGUCGACCAUGCUUGGCAUAGUAAUAACUUUGAACCUAGCUGGAGUUUUCAAGAAAUGCGAGAUGAAGGCGCAUCUGCAAGUGGAAUCCAACUACAGCUACAACUUGCUGAUCAAGAAGAACCGAGGAGACGGACAGGUACAAGUGCAAGUGCAACGGGAAGUGAAGGUACCAUGUCUGAGGAAGAUAAAAUCGUUGCGGGAUUAGGAGACGUGGAUUUGAGUUAUUAG
This is a messenger RNA of Botrytis byssoidea, 1686 nucleotides long. RefSeq lists its product as uncharacterized. The record is from RefSeq and is a predicted model, not a curated record. Gene Ontology annotation, biological process: carbohydrate transport; transmembrane transport. The transcript is spliced from 5 exons. Gene Ontology annotation, molecular function: carbohydrate:proton symporter activity. Lineage: Eukaryota; Fungi; Ascomycota; Leotiomycetes; Helotiales; Sclerotiniaceae. Gene Ontology annotation, cellular component: membrane. Bases 1 to 1686 code for a protein of 561 amino acids.